CAAGCUCGUCGAUGCUCUAGUUGGAUGCGACCGCAAGAUACAGCGCCUCUCCAGCAAGCUGAAGGGCCAUGGCUGUCAAGGACCUAGUCGACCGCUACGAGUCCUCACUGUCAGCAUCCAGUCCAGUUCCUGGCCCCAGUCGUCCUACAAGCUCCCAGUCGAUUCCACGAUCCUCGAGUCGUUCCAAAGUUGAGAAAGAUGACAGCAUACCUCACACGAUUCUACCACCACCACAUCCCCUGAUGAAGAAGACUAUUACGACUCCUCAUGACCCCUCACGACAGCUCACAAUUGACAUUGCUGACCAAGGCAGGAGCAACAAGAACAUUCCCAAAAGUACUCAUGAAGACAGAAGUUCGCUCUCUGGUAUAGGCAAACAGUUCGAGCCUCCAUCCCCCAGCUAUAAAUCGGACCAAUACCCACUCAUGGAUUCCGAUUCAGACACCCUUGUAUCCGCACCUUCAUCCAAGGAGAAAUCUUCACUAAUCCAGCGCCAUAACGCGAAACAAGUCGCAGUACCUCACACGCCCAUCGCCGCUACUGCUUUGUUUGCUCGAAAGGCAGCCCCGCUACAUCUCCCCAGGCUUGACAAAUAUCUUUCUUCACUUCCACCGCCAGAUUUCCUCCAGGAUGAUUCCAAGUGGGACAAGACUUCCAUGUUUCCCCCCAUGGACCGUCUUUCUCUUACUGGAAUGUCCUUGGACGACUUGGAGACUAAUUCCAAGGUUCCUGCUUCAUGGAGAGAAAGAAAGACGAUAUUUGGAUCAGCGGUUGGGAUAGUGUUGGGUGUCACGGGUUCGAGUGCACUCGCUACGUAUUACAGUCUUCAGGGCCUGACGAACACCGUACAAAUAUUCGCCUUGAUCUUGAACACGAUCGUGCCAGUGAAGGGGAGCGAGGUUUUGAGCGAAUGGAGACAGCUGUUUCUUGGCACCAUUCCAAAUAUUAUUGCCCUCAACUUUGCAUCUACGCUAAUUCAAUCAUUGGUGUACCUCAUCAUCUUCUUCGCCAUCUCCUCAGGCCUCCUUUACUAUUUCUUUCGCUCUGCCCUCGGAUGUGAUCGUUACACGUGUAUCGAGGGUUUACAGCAAACGGUACAAGAAGGGAAAAGAUGGGCACUACUUGUCGUGACCUUUAUUUUAACCGUGGUCUAUCUUCCUCUCAGCACGAUGGCAGUUCACGUUCUCGUUUGGUCGGAGGAUCUUUGGGCCGUAGCCAAUCCAUAUACGAACGCGACCUCUUUCCCGUCCGUUGUCGCUUCUUUAGGGCCAGCAGAUGAAUAUCGCGAUCCCUUGGAUUUCUGUUGGACAACAACAAUGAAGAAGAACGAGAUUAACUUUGCACCAGUAGUUGUCGUGCUUGCGGCCAUAGUGGUACUCUCACUGACGAUCUGGUUUCCAAUCGCGCUUCGUAGUGUCAUCAAGCACUCUGUCCCCAAAGUCGAUCGAUAUACCGGCUUGGGUAGACUGAGAAAUAGCGUAGACCUUGAUGGAGAGUACCAUCGAUUACUAUCUCGGGAUCAAAACCCAUUUGCGUUUCUUUAUAGUGGCUAUCGUCAUGGUUGGGGAACUUACCAGUCCACUUACCUCUUUGCCAAAUUUAGCACGCUUGUCAUCAUCGCGGUCAUUGAUCCUAACAACUGCUUGUUUCGAUCCUUUUCUCGUUCUACCAUCCCCAUAGUUCGACAAGUAUUGCUUCUAAUUUCCACCAUCGGAUUCUUCUUGGCUCAAUGCAUCUUUGCGCCAUUUCUUGACCCGGUCAAUAAUGCCAGCGAAUGGACAUCUAGGCUGAAUUAUGUGGCCACAGCGACUAUUGCUUUGUUGGUCGUUCUUGACAUUCCUGGGCAGAAUAUUUACAAUGUAUAUCUGCUUUAUAUAAUUUAUAUCAUCACUUAUGGCUUGAGCAUAUAUUUUACUACCAUUAAUCUGGGUCCUGUACGUCGGAUGAUCAAAAGGCUCGCGCGCAGGAUAGAUUUCAGCAUUGAUAUAUUUUCUCCCCGACUGGAUCUUUCCCCCCUCUCUCCCCACACCAAGCGACGCAUAUGGCAAGAGUCAAUCACAGCACUAUUAUUAACAAGUCCCGAGUGUAGGAUCCCCACGAAGCAGCGCAUGGUAUACGCUCAGGCUCGAGACUCUGAAUUCCCGCCAUAUCUUCUGAAUUUCUACGGAACGCCUGCUGAAAGACACGCAGAGAAUCUCAAGAUUUUACGCGAAAUUGGCUCGCACAAGUAUAAUAAGGCGUCCGCACUGUUAUCUGGACCAGAUUACGAGUGGUUUAGGAGGCUGGAGUCCCAGAUACAGAAACACUUCAUCGGCCCUGAUUGUUAUUGGAAAAGCCCAUCUGAAAGUAAGCCAGAAGCAGUUGGAUGUGCUAACUUCUUCGGCAAUGCUUGGUGGAUACCCUUUCCUCCUAUCCUAGUGCUCCGCUACGACAGCGGUUCUUACGCUGUUUUACAAGAAGUAGCCGAGCUUGAAGCCUAUAUAUCCCAGAAUUCUUCGCAUAGCAUUCGCAGACGACGCCAUGUACGACUGUCGCUCAGAGCACUUGACGGGCAGGUGGUGAAGUGGCCGUACGAGCAUAUAACGCCCAUAGGCUCGCAGUCUCCUUUAUCUUGGGGUCGGAGAAGAUACACCACGCAGUCCUCAACCCAUUACGAUUAUUGCGUUCUGCGAAUCAAGCACCGUGGCCAUCUAGCCUGGCAGGGCCUCCAGCUAGGGAGUGGUUUUGAUAUUCGACUCGUCUAUUCAAAGAAGCUGGAUCUUGAUGGCAGCGUCAUUGGUUUAGAUGACGAUUUCGACCUCACAUCGCCGCUUGCCCGCUUUUUCAUGUUGAACAGUCAGCUUAUCUCUUCGAGACUAGCAUACAUCGAAAGUACGUUAGCCAGUUAUAGACGGCACCACAGAAGAGAGUGUCACCGGAAAUCGGAGACACUGACGUAUCGCUUUUUGUCCCACGUAUACGACCAUCCGCGCGAGCCUUCGGGCCUUACGGCCAGUUCUAUAGAACUGGAGAAGGAUCAACGAGUGCGAGUGUUGAUGUCCGGAAGCGAAGAAGUGUUCUCAGCAGCUUACACUCGAUUUUCGGCGGUAUCUGUUAAUGAGACGAGUACUUGGUGGUAUAUAUUCUGGGACGAUCUCUGGCGACGGAAUCACGACACUAUAUCAGGAUUAGAACUCCAUGCGGCCGACUUCAAUCCAUCUUACCCAACAUCUAUUGCCUAUACCCCUCUCCCUCGAGCAGCACUGGAGACAUUUCUCAAUCAGCGAGGUCUUUUAUCGAAGUCGCCGCGAUGGGGCGACUUUUUCCACUCUGGCUUCUUGAACAAACUAUAUCUGCGUCUGAAUGAGACAGUGUUUCGUGGAUCCAGUAGAGCUAUUUUAUUCCACAUUGGACAGGACCACUCGGAAUUAGAUAUGGAAGAUGUAGAUCUUGACACUUUAGUUCAACCUUCAACGUUAGGCACUGGAGGGGGGACAGAUCACGACAAUUCCUCUAUUAGGGCUAGGCCUGCGUACAGGUGGGAAGGCUUGCUUAGCGAUCCUGUGCUCAGUGGGUGCAGAAGGAGGAAUUUCCUUGCCAAGCUUGGUGCGUGGAUGGGCGUAACUCCACUUUGGAGAUCGGGGGUACCGUCGCCGGGCCUUUCGCUCGACGUUCGGAUGGAGAAUGGACGAUACGUACUGCUCGAUGAUGGUUCCAGCUUUGGAAGCAGCCACGUCGAUGGUAUGAAGCUUGAUAACUUAUGAUAAUGACUGGACGACAUAUAAUGAGGAUUGUAUCAUAGCAGUUUAAUCACAUCAAUACGAAGACACCGUGAAACCACCAGGUACGCCUAGCGAGAGUCAGAACCACGAGCCUACCACACACAAAGGAGCAAACAACGCACAUUCACAAUCCACCAAGCACUAGUGACAUACGUUCCAGCAGAGGCAAUCAACAGUCCGAACUGAUACAUCUCCCCCUCCUCCACCAGCUUCU
This is a messenger RNA of Desarmillaria tabescens, 3975 nucleotides long. RefSeq lists its product as uncharacterized. NCBI's taxonomy places the organism in Eukaryota, Fungi, Basidiomycota, Agaricomycetes, Agaricales, Physalacriaceae. The transcript is spliced from 17 exons. The record is from RefSeq and is a predicted model, not a curated record. Bases 69 to 3743 code for a protein of 1224 amino acids.